Molecule: messenger RNA, 828 nt
Organism: Thamnophis sirtalis
Lineage: Eukaryota; Metazoa; Chordata; Lepidosauria; Squamata; Natricidae
Source: RefSeq, a predicted model, not a curated record
AUGAAUGUCUUUCAGGUGGAACAGUUCUGGCGGUUUUACAGCCACAUGGUCCGUCCUGGGGACCUGACAGGCCACAGCGACUUCCAUCUUUUCAAAGAAGGAAUUAAGCCGAUGUGGGAGGACGAUGCCAACAAGAAUGGGGGCAAGUGGAUUAUCCGCCUGCGGAAGGGCCUGGCGUCUCGGUGCUGGGAGAACCUCAUUCUAGCAAUGCUGGGAGAACAAUUUAUGGUGGGGGAAGAAAUCUGCGGGGCCGUCGUCUCUGUCCGUUUCCAGGAGGACAUCAUCUCCAUAUGGAACAAGACGGCCAGCGACCAAGCCACCACGGCCCGGAUCAGGGACACCUUACGACGCGUACUCAACCUUCCCCCCAACACCAUCAUGGAGUACAAAACGCACACGGACAGCAUCAAGGAUAACUCCAGCUUCCGAAACACCAAGAUCACAUUGUGACAAGGAAGUGAGGAAGCGACUCCAACCAGCUCUUCCUCGGUGCGGCCCGGAGACGUGGGGGGAAGCGCCUCCCUCGACGCCCUGCAGUCAAAGUUUGCGGGACGGCCUGGACCUUUGACCCUCCAAGACGGCCUUUACACCCAUGUCAAAGACUGACCUUUCGGAAGACCUGGGACCCGCCAGGCCGAGCAGGGGAAAACUGUCCUUGGCAGUUCCUCGGGGACCCUUCCCCACCCGGCUUCCCUCCGGGCAGCUCCUCUCGUUCAGGGCCCACGUCUGCCUGGAGGGUUUCCAGUAUUAUGACGGUCUCGGCUGCGGCAGAGGCCGUCGGAGAAUUGGCACCCCUUCCUCUGCCAAUAAACCAUUCGGCUCCUAGUU